Molecule: messenger RNA, 2039 nt
Organism: Cuscuta epithymum
Lineage: Eukaryota; Viridiplantae; Streptophyta; Magnoliopsida; Solanales; Convolvulaceae
Source: the annotation of a GenBank genome assembly
GUAGUAAUAAGUUUUGAAUACAAUAUAGGAAUUAGCUUUUCUAAAUUCAACUUUUGAAAUAUAUAAUGAAGAUAUGACCCUAAACUUUUUUGGGGUGAAAUUAAGGGUCAGCAAACAAGUACAAAAAUCGCAGGUCGGGUAAUACAGUUUUCAGGGCACAAAACUGAGAGAAUCCAAAGAGGCUUCUAGAGUCGGAUAACCCUAGAAUCCAUAGAGUCCGAAAAGAGAGAGAGAGAGAGUAGUUAUGCGUGAGCGUAGCAUCCACAAAUUCCAGCGGGUGAAAGAUGUCAACCGGCGUCUCGGAAGAAGCCAACCCCAAAUUUAUCGUUGAAGAAGGCUUCUCUUGCUUUGAACGGCAGUUGUUCUACCAUGUAGUGACAGAUUGAGGGGCAUUGCAAACCGGUUUGUGCGAGGAAGUGGGCUACCCAGUUUGCUCGUCUCGGUCGGUACAGAAAGGUGUAAAUGAAUUGCAUUUAAAAAAGUGGAAUACGUACAUUAUUGGGUGGGGCCCCGGAGAUCGAUUGUGUGAGGUCAGACAGUGACUACAUCGUCUAGUUUAUUUCUGCUCUCUGCUGCAAAUCAUGGUGGCAUACUACUCUGCAUAAAAAAUGGAAAAAAGUGAGAGAUCAGAAGCAAUAAAUAAAUAAUGAUAUAUAAAUGGCCAUUCUAACUAAAAAUUGAUCAAUCCUAACUACUUUGUCAUCUGCUACCUUUAAUUGACAUGGUACUAUAAUUGUUUACAACAACCUCAAAAGUUACUAUAUAGAUAGUAUUAGUAUAUAUAACAAAGUUUCAUAAACUAAAUGAUUUGUUUGCUUUAGUUGGAGCCAUGUUUCGAAGUGAAGAUUUGUUGUUCCAAAUUUUCUCCAAUCCUAAUAUCCCUUCCCAUCAAAACAAGCUCUCCCAAGAUCUGUUUUCCGAUCAUAACAAUAAUUAUAUUUAUACUUAUCCCCCGCUAGAUGCCACCACCGACCACCUCCACGGCCACCACUACGCCGCAACCGCUACCGCAAACGCCACUUCAUCAAGGAAGCGGUUACAGAGAGAUGAAGUAUUACCAACCACAGCCACCGCAACAACCGCGACAGCCACCGCCACCGCCACAACAGCGAAUGACAACAACAAGCUGAAGAGAAUUAUGCAUCGGGAAAUCGAACGGCAGCGCCGCCAAGAAAUGGCCACCCUCUACGCCUCUCUCCGCUCUCUCCUCCCUGUCGAAUAUGUAAAGGGUAAGCGUUCGACGUCGGAUCAUAUGCACGAGGCAUUGAACUACAUAAAACAUAUGCAGAAGAGCAUUCAAGAAUUGGGUCGGAAGAGAGACAGGUUAAAGACGACGGCAUCGACGGCUCCCGGGACAUCGGGUUCCCAAGAUUCGGAGAAAAACGGAAGCUUGGAUAAAAAGAUCGUAACCGCGGGUUCCCGGGAUUUCGUAUCGGUUAGCCGUUGCCGGAGCGGCAUUGAGGUUCUGAUCGGUUUUGACGGUGGCGGGAGGGGGCGGUUUCCAUUGUCAAGAGUGCUACGGACGCUGGAAAACGGCGGUUUUGAUGUUGUGAGCUGCGAUUCCACGACGGUGGAUAAUAGGUUGCUUCACCGGCUUCAGGCUGAGGUCCACAUUAGGAUGUUUGCAUCAUCUCCGGUUGACAUGUGGUUAUAUAUUAUGCAUCCGAGUUGUGCCAGAAUCGGGAAUACCUCGAAUUUAGAGGUUUCUGAUGAGGAAGACAUUAAUCUGCAAGCCUUGCAACAAAAACUAACGGAUGUUAUCAAUCUUUAACGAACUCAAAGUUGUGUAAUUCUUAUCCAUGUUGCUUGUUAAUUUACGAGUUUGCAACAAGAGUACAACUUGUCUUAUUAGCAGGGGGUUCUGGAGAUUUUUUUUUGCAACGUACACAAUAAAUGUGGCAACGUUUGCCUAGUUUGUCAUUACACAAGUAUAUCUUACUCUUUAGAUUUAUUGAUAACGAGUUUUCUUACUUUAAGAUUAAUAAAUAAAUAAAUGUGAUUUUGUUGAGGCACUAGGGAGUGAAGUCCUAAUAUAAUAA